Molecule: messenger RNA, 3997 nt
Organism: Onthophagus taurus
Lineage: Eukaryota; Metazoa; Arthropoda; Insecta; Coleoptera; Scarabaeidae
Product: protein snail
Biological process (GO): regulation of DNA-templated transcription
Molecular function (GO): DNA-binding transcription factor activity, RNA polymerase II-specific; RNA polymerase II cis-regulatory region sequence-specific DNA binding
Source: RefSeq, a predicted model, not a curated record
UGUCAGAAAAUUAACAUAUGGAGUAGCUCGGUGUGUCGAGUUCUCUCGUCUAUUUGCAGAACCUCGUGCCCUACAAUGAAGAAGGCCCGUGGCGUGCACGUGCUCACACUCGCAGGAAGUGACUGAAUGGGCUGCAGAUUUUUUAAUUAAACCGGUUGAACAAUAAAUCAUUUUACCAAAUGUUGGUUAAUUGCAGAUUUGAUAUGUUUGUACACACUUUAUAACAAAAAAUUUCAAAUAACAAGUUCAAUUACUUCCCCUUAUUGUUUGCUGACCAGUUAAAGGUGGACUUGAAAACAAAACGAGCUUUCACACCGCUAUAACGACCAAAUGGCAACAGUAAAACUUAUUUAUAGGAUAUACGACGACGAAACGAAAAGAAAAAGUCAUCGAAAGCUUUCUGAAUCAUGUUCAAUGUUAGAGCGAAGUUAGGAAAAGCGACCGACAACAUCUACUACACCCAAACGAACGGAUGUGAAACUGUGGAACCUACGAAAAUAGAUUUACGUGUUGUGUUCAUUAAUCCAAUAUUGGAACAACUCCAUUCAGGAAUAAGUGAUUACGAUUUCUUUCUAAACAACCAUUUCCUGCAAAACAAUUCUUUAAAUUACAGAUAUACACAGAAAAAUUUAUUCUAAUUCCUAGACUUUACUAAUUGUUUUUCUCUGUUUUGCCAAAUAUCUUAGUCAUAAAUCACGGUCCAGGUGAUUCAGAUUCAGGAAGCGACACAAGACAUUUCGCAGACGCCAUAAGGUCACCAAACAACCUCCCCAACCCCAAACAGAACAUCGCCCGUCGUCGGUUUGUAUACAAAGAGAUCGGGGGUGAGAGUUUAUUUGGACUUUAAGUCGGAAGUCAGAGGUUGUGCUAGACUUCGACCUAGACAGGCCAGGUGGAAUUCCCCCUAAAGAUUUUAAAAGGACCAGAUAUAUUAAUCAGCUGACUUCUUAAUCUUUUUAAGAAAUUAUUUUAAUUAAAUAAAUCUAAAAAACACGUGUUCAACAAAGUAAAGUGUUGACAUUUCUGUCAUAAAGCUCACGAUAAAAAUCUUUAAGAAAAACAAAGACGAUAAUCAUAAGAUAAAGAUGGAAGCAAGUACCUCUUCGACGUUAAUCAAGAAGGGUCCAUACGACGCAGGAGGCCCAAUGGGACGAAUUUUGAAGCGAAGGGAGCUCCGCGCGAUGCGAGUGAGACAGACGUCACAAGAAGCUUGGGAUCCCCCUCUAAACUGAAACUUGGCACGCGCCUCGGAUAUUUCGUAAAUAUAGAACAGCUACCACGUUUCUUGCACUUCAGUUUCAACCCAACCACCAACACGCCACCAUCAAUUUUCAGCGGACCACCGAAAGAAACGACAAACCCCCCUUGUCGUCGUUUCACACCAACACAAAAACACUUAGAUUUUAUUUUUAAUUUGAUACAUCAAGAGUGUACUAGGAAUAAUUUUGGAUGAAAAGUCGUAUGUUUCUAAUUGUCAAGUUGUCAAAUUUAUUCCACACCUGUUGCGUGAUCGAUUGAAGACUUUGAACUGUAAAAAGCUAUUUUAAGUCUUGUUGAAGAAUUCUGGAAGGAUUCCUAAAGCGGUCCUGAAGCGAAAGGAACCUGCUUGAAAUACUCUGAAAAACAACGUUUUGUGACUCAUCGCCAUGCCUAGAGCGUUCCUGAUCACUCAUCGUCGUUACAACGGCGAAGAUACCGAUCAAAAAGAUUGCAGCCCGGAACGCGUAGUUAGCGUUGCCGAAUAUCCAGAUUUUCAGGAAUCUGAUAACAGUUCCGAAUGCCCAAACGAACUUUAUAAUCUCACAAAACUUGCUGAAGUUAGUUUGGCCGCCGCCGCUGGAAAAAUAUCAGAUUAUCGUCAUUUAUCAACCGCUAAUUCACAAAACAAUGACGAACCAACAUUUACCUAUACUCAUAAACUUUUUGAUAAAUCAUCUAGAGCACCUCGACCACAUUUACAAAAGGGGGAUAGUAUUGACCGAACAACUUUAUCCCCAAGCAGUGUCAUAAUCGAUCAAGUUCCAAAAUCUGAACCAAUGCAACUUGAUUCAUCCACCGAAAAAAUUAAUGAAUCUCAAGACGGUCAAAGUCACGACCAUGAAUGUUCAGACUGCGGAAAAAGAUACAGCACCUCAAGCAAUUUGGCCAGACAUAGACAAACUCACCGAAGCCCCGCUGACAAAAAAGCAAGAAGAUGUCCUCAUUGCAACAAAUUAUACGUUAGUAUGCCCGCUUAUUCCAUGCAUGUAAGAACCCAUAACCAAGGAUGUAAAUGUCAAUAUUGCGGAAAAUGCUUUUCAAGACCUUGGUUAUUACAAGGACAUAUUAGAACCCACACAGGUGAAAAACCAUUUAAAUGUACAAUAUGCAGUAAAGCUUUCGCGGAUAAAUCAAAUUUAAGAGCUCAUAUUCAAACCCACUCGAAUACAAAACCUCACGUUUGUUUACGUUGUGGAAAAGCUUUCGCGUUAAAAUCAUAUUUAUACAAACAUGAAGAAUCUUCUUGUAUGAGAAUUAAUGGUAGGCACUCAUCGCGCGAAGCAACUCCCGAUAAAAACGUAGCCUCCCCAACGCCCGUUAUCGUAUCUCAUUCUUCGGAAUCUGGAAUAAAAAAUCCCGAAAAAUUCCUACCUGUUAAUAGACCAGUGAGAUCACCACUUUAUUACAGAUCGACUGUAAUAUCGCCGAAUCCUGAAAGAUUAUUAUAUUCGAAAAUUCAACAUCCAUCAGUGAUUUUAAGUGCUGCUAGAUUUACUGGGAUGGGUCAAAUGUUACAAGAUCAACCAAUGGAUUUUUCUCCUUCAACUGGAAGAGAUCAGUACGGAAGGGAAAAUUUUCAAAAUAUGGAAAGAUCUUCGAGUUACUCUAUAGGGUUGGCAAUUGCGGUUUAAGUGCUUGUUAAAAAUAAUUAUAAAUUCCUUAUCAGGGACCAUUUAUCUAUGUUACGUCCAAUUUACAGUUUAAGUUUACGUUAAUAACAAUAUUUAAAAAAAUAAAGUGCUCUUAUACUGUGCCUUCCAAUGUUUUUAAAAAGUAAGUUUAAGUUGUGAAUUCACAUGUGCCAUGUUAUAAUAAUUAUUAUUAUUCAUUGUUGUAAAUACAUUAUCAUGUGUGAGCUAUUUCAUUGUGGUGCUAUUAUUUGUAUUGUUUAGAAUUGUUGUCCUCGUAUAUGGCAGCUAAUAAUUUAUUUAUCCCAUUAAAAAAAAAUGUACAUUAAAUUUAUUCUUCAAAAAUUGUAAAUAUUGUAUAACAUUGUGCUUUUUCGUAAUCUCAUUUAGUUUUAGGACCUCUGUUGGCUAUGGUAUUCGCGUGAUACUAUUAGCCGAUACGCUACCCGGGUUUAAUUUAUUUUUUUUUACUUUCUACUUCUUAAAUUUUUUUAGUUCUUAUUUAAAUGAAAUCAUAGGCGAGAGUGUUACUAGUCCAAAAAUGUGCGGAGGAUAAAGCUAAAAGCUGCCAAAGCGCAUAGUUUUUAAGUUUUUAUUCUUCUUUUUUUUAACUAACAGCUAUAAUAUAAAGAGACAAAGAACUGAUAGUUUCGUAAAAAAAUAUCUUUUUUUUUGAGUCCCUCCUACUAAUACAAUUUUCUUUCUUAAUACUUAUUAAGUUUAUUUUUUUUUUAAUUUAUAACCUAUAUCGGCUAAUGAUAUAUUGAGUUCCCUAGUCAGAACAGUAGAUUAGGUUUUAGGUGAUAUUUAUAUAUAAUAAUAAAAAUCUAACGGUCGGUUAGUGCAAUAUUAGAUUUAAGUGAAACAUCAAAAAGAUGUACUUACUUAAUUAUUAUUUAAUUUAAUGUUGUGUACUUAAUCUGUAAGUUUUUGUUGUUUUUUUUUGUACUAAAUAAUAGUUCAUUCCCCGAAUAUUUCAAAGGCUUACUCAAGUUUCAUUCCUACAGUAGUUUUUUGUACAACGCAGAUUUUUUUAAAACGUGUACUUUUAUAGUUUUGUGUUUUCUAGAUUUGUGUACUUUUAUACAAUAAAAUAUGCUGUAAUUUCA